Lates calcarifer (barramundi perch) is the source of this 6007-nucleotide messenger RNA. RefSeq names its product chromodomain Y like 2. NCBI's taxonomy places the organism in Eukaryota, Metazoa, Chordata, Actinopteri, Centropomidae. The record is from RefSeq and is a predicted model, not a curated record. The transcript has 7 exons. Bases 329 to 1864 code for a protein of 511 amino acids. Gene Ontology annotation, molecular function: transcription corepressor activity. Gene Ontology annotation, cellular component: nucleus.
CAACAGAGCUUCGAGGAGCAGGGCGCAAGCAGACCAUCAGAGUCUCUGCAUUUCUUAGCCGGGGACUAGUUUUUGUAGUCCACCACUUGGGUCUGGGUAUAAACAGCACCGCCCCGAUGGUUGUUUGUUAGUGUGGAGCGAUCCAUCGCAGAGCGCCGGGCUCGAUUGACACUGUCUGCUGAUCUGCUGCUGCGGAUUGCUCAGAAUAACAAGGCUGCUCGCUAAUUCCCGUCUAUCGGGGCUUUCGCCGAAACACCGAGAGAGUAGGGUCCAAAAAAAGCCAACAAGGCAGGCAAGAACGCCGCGCCGCCGGAGUCCGCACCCCAGAAUGGCUUCAGGAGACCUUUACGAGGUGGAGCAGAUCGUGGACAAGAGGCGGAACAAGAAGGGUAAGUGGGAGUACCUGAUAAGGUGGAAAGGUUAUGGAAGUAAGGAGGACACAUGGGAGCCAGAGCACCACCUACUGCACUGUGAGGAAUUCAUUGACCAGUUCAACAGCUUGAGACUGCACUCACACAAACCGCCCAAAGCUCCAAAAACUCGUGGAGAGCCCCUCAUUACCAGCCACACAUCCGCUGCAGAAACCUCCAGAGCUCGGUCCGAGGCCCGAAAAAAGAAAAGGACUUGUGGCCCAGCUGUGGGGGUUAGAGUAGGAGCUGUUUUAGGAAUUGGAAGUGGAGGGUCAGGAGCUACUCCGAAGCAGAGAAAAGUGGGUGUAGGACCUGGGAAACAUACUUUAGGGGACAGAAUGAGCAAAGCCAUGACGUACAAGGCUCCUCCACCAGGGGCGCCUCACUUUGUUCCUCCAGUGAGGGUUCCUCAUAAUGGACUCCAGAAUGGAGAGAUGGAGCCUCUCAUGUACAGGACAGCAACAAAGUCACACAGACUGCCCUCGGACAAAGUGGAUGGAGAACUAGGAGACACUGAUACCACUGGACAGCAGUACAACACUGAACUAGGCUCCCCUCUUGCCAACGGAAAGAUGCAUCUGCACAGCUCAGUAAAGCGGAAGCUGGCCGACGAGAAAGGCUACGUGUUCGACAAGCGGCUCAGGUACAACGUGCGACAGAACGAGAGCAACUGUCGAUUCCGAGACAUCGUGGUCAGGAAGGAGGAGGGCUUCACGCAUGUGCUGCUGUCCAGCCAAACGACGGACAACAACGCCCUAACACCAGAGAUCAUGAAGGAAGUGUGUCGAGCUCUGGCUAAUGCAGCUGCUGAUGACAGUAAAUUAUUAUUGCUCAGCUCUGUGGGGACUGUUUUCUGCAGUGGCCUGGAGCCGUCCUACCUGAUAGGGCGUCUGUCCACUGACCGCAGAAAAGAGAGCAGCCGCAUCGCAGACGCCGUACGGGACUUUGUGCUGGCAUUCAUUCACUUCAAGAAACCCAUUGUGGUGGCAAUAAAUGGGCCUGCUUUGGGCUUAGGGGCCUCCAUCCUGCCACUGUGUGAUGUGGUGUGGGCCAGUGAGAGGGCCUGGUUCCAAACUCCAUGUGCAGCCCUCCAUCUCACCCCAUCUGGAUGCUCCUCUUACACCUUCCCCCAGAUCCUGGGCGUAGCUCUGGCCAACGAGAUGUUGUUCUGUGGAAGAAAACUCACAGCACAAGAGGCAUGCAGUCGAGGUCUGGUGUCACAGGUCUUCUGGCCCACCACGUUUAACCAAGAGGUGAUGCUGCGUGUGAAGGAAAUGGCGUCGUGCAAUGCGGUGGUUUUAGAGGAGUCCAAAUGCCUGGUGAGGAGUAUCCUCAUGUCAGUCCUGGAGGAAGUGAAUGAGAAAGAGUGUCAGAUGCUGAAGCAGCUGUGGUGUUCAACCAAAGGACUGGAGGCGCUCUUCAGUUAUCUGCAAAACAAGGCGUACGAGAAGUAACCAUCUGCACCCAGGAAACGGGAGAUGGUCAGCGAUGCUCUGACUCCACCCUCAGAAGAACGUCCAGGAUGAGAAGGUUGUGAUCUGAGGGAAAAGUUGCAGUAAGGGCCUUCAGCAGAGGGGAUACUCUGGAGUUCUGUUUGCUUAGCAACAACAACAAAAGUCUUCAUGAUCACCUUUUUAAAUCUACUUAUUUUUCAUUGGACCCACAGCUGUCCUGAUGUUUCUUCCCUUUUCAAGGAGUCAAAGAGCAAAGGGCCAAAUACGCAUUUCUUAAAUGCAGGGAGGUACAGAGUGUUUUCUGCACCUAUGCGAGACUUAAUCAUCAGGAUGUAUGAAAUCAAUGUAUGUCUGAAAGCACAUGAUAAAGUGAUGAUAAUAUAUAUUAAUAUAUAUUUAUUUCAAAUGUGUAAAGGAGUUGCUUUUUGUGUAUAAGAUGCAAUUUUCAGGAUUUUCUUUUAGUUGCGUAUCAUUUUGGGUUCAAGUGUAAACCAAAGUUUGCAUGAGGAUGCUGGUUCUUGCUCCUUAACAUGCACAUUCCAUCGUCUCUGCAUGGACAGAAGAAAACUGGCCACAGAAGCUCAUACAUGCGCAUGUCAGAUUCAGAGACUGCUCAAAGAAAAACAAAGGGUUUAUUUAAUCACAUAGUUCAUUGUUUAUACUGUAAAAGUCUUUUUACACAGAACUUUGUUAUCAUCAUCAUAAUCACAGAAGAUUUGCUUCCAUUACAUGAAAUCAAGAUUAAAGCUCAUGUCUUGGUGAGACCGUCUGGCUUUAGUACAAUACAAUAUCAUCCAUCUAUCAUCAAAACAGAUAUGGCAAGAGUUUAAUUUAAGUGUUUAAACUAAUUAAAUCUAAUUGAAGUCAGGAUUUCUCUGACUUGUUUGAAGUGAAAUGCAUGCAGAAUUGUCUUUCAAAUCAGGAAAAUGAGUGGAAAUGGUGAACACUGGAAGAUUCACGUGAAUGCUAGCACUGAAUAUACAAAUGUGUCUGUUCUUCAUCAACUGCCAUUUUGGCUUGAGUGCAAAAUGACAUGAUGACAGAUGCUUAAAUGAAUUAGCGGCACAUAUCACAUGGAAGGAUUUGCAGUGAAUUUUAUCCCACUAUGUUUGAGCUACAUUAUAGUAGCCUUAUGUGCAGUACUGUGGUGGUUCAUACAUAUAACAUGGCUUCCAGCUAUCAAUGCAGAUAGUGAUUGUGUGAAAUGUGUGGUUGUCUUUUUUGAAAAGAAAAAUCAUGUAGAUAUUAUCUGACAGUUAUUUCUUAGUUGUUUAUUUUUAGAGCACACAGAAGAGAUGAUUCUUGCUUGGUCCUCUAGUAAUCACAUUGUGACUACACUAAUUGUCAGUGAUUGAUAUUGUGGAAAUGCAACAGUUGUGUAGCUGGAGUCGACUUUGUCUUUAUCUGCAUGUGAUCAUUUAAGAAUUCAUGAAAUUUUAUAUUUUGAUGUGUAAUAUAGUUAGGGAUCUAUUUUGUUUUACCAAAAAAAAUGUAGGUCUGUGAAAAUUGUUUUGUAAAACUCAGAAGAUAUUUGUCCAUUUUUUGCAGUUGUUCACAUGCAGUACAGAAUAAUAUACAGAUAAUGUAGACUGUUUUGUGUAACUAAUUGCAUGUAAUAUACUGUACAUAUAAAUGUGUUGCCUGUCUGAAUACCUUGUAUUUCGGGGUAUGUUUUGUACCAGCAUUGUAAGUAUUGUUAGAAAUGUUGCAGUUUAUUUUUGUAUUUAUUUGAGAUAACUGUUUGGAUGUGCAGUGCCAUGUGGUUUCCUUUGCUCCAGAGGCACCCCGACUCUCUAAAUCACCUUCUCUAAAUUAUCCCAUAAUAGUGUUGAUGAACAAAAAUGGGUCAGGAAAACAGACACUUUAUACAUAUACAAUUUUAAAACCAAAAUGUUUAAACACUGUUGUCACUUAAAUGUUUACAUUUGACAUUAUCAGAUUAAGUAUUUUGUUGUAAAUUAUCAAAGGCAUGUCAGAUAAUUUAAUAUAUAUAUUGUGUUUUACUGAGCUUUAGAAGUAUAAACAGAUGAUCCAUAAAAUGAUCUUGUAUGUGUUUCAGAUUUCGAGCAUAUGAGACUGUGUUAAUGCUCUGUGAGGCUGUUUAGUGAUUUUGAAUUGUACUUGUGGUCGAUGCAGUUUGAUUACAGGGAUUAAUUAAUUGUGUGAUAAAGCAUUUGUUGACAUUUUAUGUCAUUAAAUACUCUAACUUUAUCCUCCUAUCUUAACUUGCCAGAUAAAAUAAUCUACAGAGGAUACAGAUGAUUCAGCUCACAAAACCAAAAUGGUCAUGUACUCACAGGCAGCUUGGCAAGUUUGUGACCAAAAACUCCAUCAGGCUUAAAUAUUCUAUUGAAAAAUGCUGGGAUUUUGUGACUUUUUUUUUUUUUUUUUUAAAGAAAGUGUCCCUAUAUUCACAUUAACUAUAUAUAUAUAUAUAUAUAUAUGUAAAUAAGUUAACAGCCCCUGUUCUCACUUGGAUUUAGGGUCCCAAGAAGAGGUGAGAAGGACACGUGUAGUGUGGCAUCUGCAGAGCGUUAAUCACACUGAUAAUCACAGGGGUCUUUAUGUAUUUAUUCAUUUAUUUAUUUUAAAUUGUAAAAUGUUACAGAUUCAGUGUGCCACCAGAGUUAGAAAAUGAAUUUCUGUAAUUAAAAAAUGUUUUGAACUAUUGGUUUCUCUCCUAAGCACUAGAUUUAAACUCCCACCUUUGUCUUUCAAGUGAGCUGAUCAUAAAAUUUGACUUAAUUCAAUUAUAACUUCAAAAACAACAAAAAAAACAAAUAAAAUCAUUUAUUACAAAUAAUGGCAUUUUUUACAGGUUUCUGUGUUUUUGUCUUUUAUAACCACAAUAUCUUGUGUUGUCUUAUGCAUUUUGCCGUUUAUGUGAUUUUUGUUCUCCCACUUUGUCUCAAAGCACAUCUUGGGGUGCCUUACAAUAUAAAUAUAAUAUCUGUUAAGAGUGAUCCAUACUUUGUGAUGGGUAGAGUGAGCUGCUUCAAAUAAAGAAACAGUACUUUCACUGUGUGGUUUCUUGUUUUACAUUCCUCAAAACGUAACAGUGUAAAAAAGCAUGUUCAGAGUCACUGUAUCUUUUAGUAAUGGCUGUGGUACUGCGAGGAUUGAAUAAUUAUUUAGAUGUGAAGGACCUGAGCUUCAAUCUACAUUCUGAAUCCUUUGCUGGUCACAUCUUCCAGCCCUAUUGUCUUGACUAAACUUGGCUGUUGGACAGACAGGUACUUGACAUUUCCUGUGUUGGUUGUGAGGAAGUAAGAGUCGCUCUCACCAGUGUUACAGGCCUGCUACAGUCUGGUUUUGGUGUUGUUAGCUACUUCCUGGAAACAGUACUGUAAAUGGUGAAGAGAAUCCACCUAGUAAUGAUUCUGAGCCCUCAUCUCCAUUUCAGUCUUCACUCAGCAAAAGGCUCAGGUGUCUUCUCGUGACCUAAAUGUGAACUUUCAUUCACGUGAACAGAGGGCCGUUGACCAAGAGUCGAUGACCUUGACAGCUGAAGACAGGUUCAGGCUGCCAUCCACAUCCAACACCAGAGAGCAUCCCUCCACACCUUCACCAGCUUAUGUUAGAUUUAACACUUAAGACCUUUUUAGUACCACAUAGAAUGCAAUUUAACACCUGUUUUAAUUGUAAAUACCAGUUCAAUACGAUACAGGCCAAGGUAUGAAUGUAUGACUGAAAACCAGUAUGGGUCAUAUGGUCUACAAUUACUUAAUUAUUAACACAUCACAUUUUUUGCUAAAAAGAGACAUUCUAAAGCCUUCUAUAAGGAAACUAAUUUCAAUGUUGUUUAGGUCUUUUCAAGACCAGUAGAUGCCCUGAUGGAUACUUUGUUGUUUAAGUGUUUUGCAAUGACACACAAGGCAAGAACAGGCUCAUCACUGAUCAUUUCACUUUAUUUGAAAUUAAUUAAUCCUCUCAUGAACCAAUAUGAUUCCCCUUUCAAAUAAACUUUCAAACAACAAUGAAUGUGUUCAGUAUGUAUGUACACUCAAAUCGAGAGUAACUCAGCCACUGGUGAUCCUGUCUUUUUUAUAUGCAUCUUUUAUACUCUGCCUGUUUUCAUGAAGUUUUCAAGUACAGGAGAAUUCCUGAGGUGUCCUAGUGGUAGUGUACUGCUGAUAGAGGGGG